This is a messenger RNA of Argiope bruennichi, 3011 nucleotides long. Its product is annotated as retinal homeobox protein Rx1-like. Gene Ontology annotation, molecular function: DNA-binding transcription factor activity, RNA polymerase II-specific; RNA polymerase II cis-regulatory region sequence-specific DNA binding. Bases 662 to 1747 code for a protein of 361 amino acids. The record is from RefSeq and is a predicted model, not a curated record. NCBI's taxonomy places the organism in Eukaryota, Metazoa, Arthropoda, Arachnida, Araneae, Araneidae. Gene Ontology annotation, biological process: positive regulation of transcription by RNA polymerase II. The transcript has 3 exons.
CGCAUCUGUGAUCCAGCCAUUCAUUCUCGGCGCAAGAGGGUGCUUGCUUAUGUUUGCCCCGGGCAAUUAGUGCGAUUGAGACGCAUACAUCGAUUCUUGCAGAUUCUAAUUCUAGGGAACCGGUUCUCUUUUUAAAUGCCAAGUAUUUGAACAAGAAUAAAGUUCGGCAAUGUUGAAAAGUCAUGUUAUUACAACUGGAGAAGUCGAAAGAAAGAUGUAAUUUCCACAUGAUAAACUCAGUGCCAUGCUGAAGGCCAUUCAUUUAUGACAAUGCACUUUCUCUGUCAUUAUUAGAGACUGACAUAAAUAUUCUUCAAUACAUGGGCUGUUAAACAAGGUUGCGAAUAUUAUGCUUGGCAUCUUAAGAAAUGCAUCGCUUUGAUGUACGCAAAUUUUUGAAUGAACAGGAAGUAACGAGUCAGUUAUUUCAGAAUUCAAGAGAUUAAAAAUCAAACUGACUGAAAAAUUUACUAUCGACAAUCGUUUCGUGUUGUAAAACAAAUCCUAAAUGGCUCAGAAAGUUAAAAAAAAUUAAAAUAAGCUGCCGAAAAAAAAAUCGAGUUGCAAACUUCUGUGACAAUUUCACAAAACAUUAUUGGCAAAUAGAUUUCACAAUAAGAGAGUGGCCAACGCUGAAUCCGAAUCACAUCUCGCAACCAAUAUGCAAGUCGAAAUGAAUCUGGAUCGAUCUCCAUUGGCCACUCUGACCUAUCCAGAGGCCAACGGAUGCCGAAACAGUCACAUGGCGAAAGUAAACAAAAGCUCCUCAGAGGAAAGGAAGACAGACUUGCCGCCCCUUCACUCCAUAGACGCUAUCCUAGGUCUCAAGACAUGGAAAAAGAAGAGGAGGAGUCCAUCUCCAUCCUCUCCCAAUGCCCACUCGGCCGAAGGUCAGCAGGGGGAGUCCAAUCACCCCCACGCCAAAAUAUUCAGGACGGCAGAGGAAAUCGAUGACCAUACCAGGGAAAAUUCGAGAAGCCCGGGGGACAAUCAACUCUCUUCCAAUUCGCUCACGGAUUCCGGGAACAAAGCGGACCCAGAUAGUGGUUCAGAAGAAGGCCCCAAGAAGAAGCACCGAAGAAACCGAACCACAUUCACCACCUAUCAACUGCACGAACUCGAAAGAGCUUUCGAAAAGUCCCACUACCCGGAUGUCUACAGCAGGGAAGAAUUGGCGAUGAAAGUCAACCUGCCCGAAGUUAGGGUUCAGGUUUGGUUUCAAAAUCGGCGUGCAAAAUGGAGGCGGCAGGAAAAACUUGAAAGUCAGAAUGCUCUACGAACUCUUGGACACGUGUCUGGUGAUUACCACAAUCCAGGAGGAAGACCUCAGUCACCCAUCACCAGUCUCGGAAGUGCUCUAGGAUCGUGUUCGUCCCCGACUUCCAUCCAGACAGGCUCAAACCACAUGCCUCUGGAUCCCUGGUCACUCACAGCUCCCCUUCUGACCCCUUCUCUUGCUGCUGGACUGCCCGGAUUUUUGAAUAGGCAUCCCUCAGUGUAUCCUAGUUACUUGACACCAGCUGCUCCAACAACGUCCCUCAGUGUCCCCUGUUCGAUGGCGGAAUUGGCUUCUGGAGCUCCAAAUGGACCGCUGGAACAUCCUGGACCAGUGAACUUAUCAUUAGGACCAACCGAAAUUCCGAAAGAAGAAUCGGGACUCGAUCCUAGGAGCUCCAGUAUAGUUUCGUUGCGAAAGAAAGCCAAAGAACACGUCGAAUAUCUUCAUAAAGGUCUCGCUAUUAUUUGAGUUUCUACGGUAUCAGUGCUUAUUAGAAAUUAAAUUCUACAAAUUCAGUAUUAUCCUCUUUCUAGAGAUUCUAAAUUAAUCGGAUAUUGAGGUACUGUAUUUGACAAAAUGAAUAAUAGGGCAGCUUAAUGAAAAUGAAACCAGAAUGAUGAAGAAAAUCAAGAAUUGUUAUUCGGAUUUCAUCUUUGUACCGACUGUGAGACCAAAUUUAUUACAAUUUCACUUGAAACUAAAGUAAGGAUGAAAAACAGGAGAUUGUUUCAAAUGUUUACGACAUGAUGCAUGCUAAGCAAUCGGAUGCUCUUCACGCAAAGACUGGAAACUUCAUCAGAAUGUUGGAGGAAAAAUACUUGAAACGACUUAUUCAAGAAUAAAAUAGAAUACUUUCCCUUCAAUAAAGUUAAUCUUGCCUUUUUAAGUGAAAAUGCUCUUCUUUUAUUCCUUUUUAAGUGUCAUAAUGACUGGCAUAAAUCUUCACAUUGCAUAUUCCCACUGACUAUAUCCAUUAACUAACUUAUUGGAAUGGCAAAUAUUCCAAAAUAAAAGUUCUUUGAAAUGGGGUCAAUUUGGGCUCAUGAAAUACACAUCAAAUGCUCCCAAUUAAAAUUUGGAAUCCAAUGCAUAUGUACCAUUUAUUGCCUGUGGUAUUGCAAUAUAAACAUAUGGUAAAACAGACAUUUACGAUUUCUUGAUGCCACUCUAAUGGAGUGGUGGCAUUCCAAAAUCGAUCGUCAACGCGAAAAACAGGCCGAAAUUGGCAUGGUAUGGCGUGGAAGGGCAAAUAUCCGUUCUGAUCUAAUUUCUAUUUUGUGCGAUUACUUAUGCAUGCAGGUAGAGAGAGGAAGUCUUAGGGUGCAUGAAAUGGCAGGGCUCGUGAUUUAUUGUAGUAAUAUGUUCAUCAAGGAGGUUAGAACACUGCUGGCGUAGAGUGUUCGGAUGCCUACAUGAAUGAAUGAAAAAAGUAAAUGGCAUGAAAUUUCAUUACCGGAUGUGCUCAGAAAGGAUCGGUUACAAUCCUGAAUAAAUUGUUGAAUGAUAUGCACAGUUACAUUUAUCACGUGACUCUGAUUUACAUAAAUGAGCUCCAUUAAGGAAAAUGAAGGGAGUUGAUGAAAUGUCGUGAAUAUUACAAAAGGCAGUUACAGCAAUUCAUAGGCAGGGAAGAUAAGCUUAUGAGAGAAUACAUGAGAACUGUUCUUGCUUUGACUUGAAGAAUUUCAUCCACAUAUUCAUAUUUAAACUCGUGGUCCAACAUAUUUUAUUC